Messenger RNA from Aquila chrysaetos chrysaetos, 1516 nucleotides. It is a transcript of the gene CA9, whose product is annotated as carbonic anhydrase 9. Lineage: Eukaryota; Metazoa; Chordata; Aves; Accipitriformes; Accipitridae. Gene Ontology annotation, molecular function: zinc ion binding; carbonate dehydratase activity. The transcript is spliced from 12 exons. Gene Ontology annotation, cellular component: plasma membrane. The coding region runs from base 165 to 1301 and encodes 378 amino acids. The record is from RefSeq and is a predicted model, not a curated record.
GGCCGGGCGGCAGACUUUGCCUCCAGCCUCUAUAAAAGGUAACGGCGGCGUGAGUCAGAGCCGCCGCCUCCUCCCCGCCCGCUCUCACGUACGCGCCGCCGGGCGGGCGGGCGGGCAGGCACGGAGCCGCCGCCGGCCGUCCCGCACCCGCGCACUUGCUGGAGAUGAGCCGCGCCGCGUUGCGGGUCACCCUCCUGCUCCUGGCCGCCCUGGGCCGCCCCGGCGCCGGCAGCGAGCACGACGAGGAGCACGGCGGCCAGGACAACCCGAGCUCCCGGGAGAAAGGUCCUGGCCACAGUCACUGGAGCUAUGAAGACCGGGAGCACUGGGGUGUGGACUACCCAGACUGCGCGGGCACCGUGCAGUCACCCAUCAACAUUGACACAGCCAAGACCAUCUUCAGCCCCCAGCUGCGGCCGAUCCAGCUCUCUGGCUACAGCCUACCUGCCAAUGAGAAGCUCAAGCUGAGGAACAAUGGGCACACAGUUCUCCUCGAGCUGCCCGAGUCACUGGCCAUCACUGGCGGCUAUGCCCAGCAGUAUCGAGCCGUGCAGCUGCACCUGCACUGGGGCUCCCCGUCAGGACCUGGCUCGGAGCACACCGUCAACGGGCACCGCUUUGCUGCGGAGAUCCACGUAGUCCACUACAACACCAAGUAUGACAGCUUUAAGGAGGCAAUGGUCCAUCCAGAUGGCCUGGCCGUAUUGGGAGCCUUCCUGGAGGUCGGGCCAAGGGAGAACCCUUACUAUCAGGAAAUACUUGAGCAUCUGUACAAAAUCCAAAGAGAAGGUGAGGAAGUCUUGGUGCCUGGAUUCAACAUUGCAGGUCUGCUGCCUGCCAACCUGAAACUGUACUUCCACUACAAUGGCUCUCUGACCACCCCUCCCUGCUACCAGACGGUGAAGUGGACAGUCUUCAACCAGACCAUGCUGCUCUCUCAUGACCAGAUGUCAAUGCUGGUGAUGAGCCUGAGAAAUGACGACAGCAAACCUCUGCAGAACAAUUACCGGAUGAUACAGGACCUGCACAGGCGACGGGUGCUGUCAAGUUUCCAGACCACCCUCUUUUCGGUGAAGCAGCUGCCUCCUGGUAGCGACAGCUCAGCAACAACAGAAGGACAAUCCAGCUCUUCAUUUCACGCAGGGGAUGUGCUGGCCGUGCUCUUUGGGGUGCUCUUUGCCAUCACAGCACUGGCCUUCCUGCUGUACAUCUACAAGCACCGCAGCCAGAAUGCACGGCUGGACUCACCAACCAAAUCCAAGGUCAUCUACACAGCAGCCACCACGGAGAACACUGCGUGAGCCCUGCGCCUCUGCAGCAGUCCCAGCCCUGCCAGUUCAGCCUGCCACCCCACUUCCCCUCACUCUCACCUGCAGAGAGGGCCAGUGCUCCAGCAUCCCUCAGCUGCACAGGCUGCCCACACAGACUGUUUGCCUGGGGCAGCACCUGGCCCCAGCAGAUACUUUUUUGUUAUAAAAAAAGGUAAAAACGUAUUAAAAAAAAAAAAGUAAAAGCC